AUGCCCGCCCUCUCCACAGCGAACCACACCCUCUCCACGGCGAACCACACCCUCUCCACGGCGAACCACACCCUCUCCACAGCGAACCACACACACCCCCCAACCGCCCACCAGACCUCAGAGCACCCCCUCGACUCUCCAACCGCCCAGCCAACGAGGCGGUACUACGCGCGCGUCCCAACGGACACGCACGCCGACGCGGCUGAGUUCGUGUUCCGCCACACCGCGCCCGACCGCGUCAAGGCCGAGCCGACGGUUUUGGAUCGCGUCAAGGCUGUGCUUGGGUUGCGGCGGCGGCGCUGA
Molecule: messenger RNA, 303 nt
Organism: Didymella exigua CBS 183.55
Lineage: Eukaryota; Fungi; Ascomycota; Dothideomycetes; Pleosporales; Didymellaceae
Exons: 1
Coding region: 1-303 (100 amino acids)
Source: RefSeq, a predicted model, not a curated record